AUGUUGGCAUUAUUGUUUUAUCCCUUAUCAUUGGGAAUAAUAGCACCAUCCAUGAGUCUAUCUUAUUCUAACUAUAUUUCCCCCAAGGAUGAAUUCUUCUAUGAACUAGAAGACCAUCCAGAUUACAAGAAAACCGGGAUGAACUUCCAACCAUUAAAUCCUGGAACGCACUCAUAUAAUACCACUGUACUCAAACAAUUAAACAAGGCGUUCCCCUAUAAUCCUAGAAAAGCUAUUCCCAAGAAAGUGUGGAAAAUGUGGAAUGUUGGACUUGAUGAUCCUGAAUUUCCUGAAGAUUAUCGUACCUAUCAUCAAACCUGGAUCGACCAAAGUCCAGAAUAUGACUAUAUUGUGAAAACCAAUGCCGAAUAUGGCGACAUCAUAGCUGAUCUAUAUAAGGAUGUGCCUGAUCUCGUGCAUGCAUAUAAUAUCAUGCCAGAGGUUAUUCUCAAGUGUGAUUUCGCAAGAUACUUGAUCUUGUUCGCAUAUGGAGGAAUUUAUGCCGAUAUGGAUACUAAACUAUUGAAACCUGUUCAUGAAUGGUUCUCGAGUCAACCAAUGUACUUGAACCAAACACUUGACUUGGGUCUCGUAAUAGGUAUUGAAGAAAGUAUGAGUAAUUGGUACAGAUAUUAUGCUCGUAGAACCCAAAUUAAUACAUGGACAAUCAUAGUUAAAGAAGGACAUCCCAUGCUUGCUGAACUAAUUAGUUCAAUCAUUGAACAUACAUUAUGGAGAGAGAAAAAUGGGCAGUUGAAUGAAACAAUUGGUAAUGAUGGUGGAAAUAAUAUUAUAAAUUGGACUGGGCCGGGGAGAUUUACUGACCAUUGCUUCAAGCAUAUCAACUAUCAACUUAAUCCCGUGAACGAGUAUCAGACAAUAAUUGACGAGAACUUUCUUGCCAAUAUCCAGCUUCCGAUGGUUUUUGGUGAUACCAUGGUAUUACCUGUGAAAUGUAUGAAUCCAGGGAAAAGACAUUUGAGGACAACAUUGAAUGAUACAUUGGCAUAUGUCCAUCAUGUGGGCCUGGGGACAUGGAAAAAGAAAGCAGCUCAAAAGGCGAAAGCAGCUCAAGAGGCAAAAGCAGCAGCUGAAGCAGCUGAAAAAGCAGCUGAAAAGGCCAAAGCAGAAGCGGCUGAAGCAGUUGAAAAAGCGAAUGCGGCCGAGUAA
Spathaspora passalidarum NRRL Y-27907 is the source of this 1170-nucleotide messenger RNA. Its product is annotated as glycosyltransferase family 32 protein. Gene Ontology annotation, biological process: protein N-linked glycosylation. Gene Ontology annotation, molecular function: alpha-1,6-mannosyltransferase activity. The transcript has a single exon. Gene Ontology annotation, cellular component: mannan polymerase complex. NCBI's taxonomy places the organism in Eukaryota, Fungi, Ascomycota, Pichiomycetes, Serinales, Debaryomycetaceae. The coding region runs from base 1 to 1170 and encodes 389 amino acids. The record is from RefSeq and is a predicted model, not a curated record.